GCAGUAGACAGCUCGCGGGCGGCCACUGAACCGGCUUGCGCGCGACUGCGAUAGCAAAGUGCAGCAAUGGAAGAAAUGUGGCCGUGAAAGAGCAGCCUGGCCUCUAUCGCCGUCUAUGGGGACAACUCGUUUCUUAUUUAUGGCGGUGCAGUUAUUCCGCCGAGCGUCUUAGCUAGCUACAGAAAUCCCCGCUUCCUUCUGAAGGUAGCUCGGGUUUAGCGUAACAGCAUGGAGAAUUCUGAAGAGGCUAGCUGGACGCCCAAGUCUGAGACAUGCAUGGAGUCGCUGCCGCACUGCUGCUCGGCCUGCGACAACAGGGAGAGCCUCAUUCCUGGGAAAACCUUCCGGAAGCCUAAAGCCAGGAGCAUGUCCACUUCGGCUGUGCCCAGUUGUGCAGAGUUCAGGCGAACCCAGUCACUGCAUGGACCAAGCCCAGUGACAACAUUUGGGCCAAAAGCUUGUAUGCUGAAGAACCCUAAAGCAGUGAUGCAUAUUCAGGACCCAGCAAGCCAGAGGUUGACCUGGAAUAAGCCACCCAAAAGUGUCCUUGUAAUUAAAAAGAUCCAAGAUGUCAGUCUGCUGCAGCCUUUUAAAGAGCUUUGCAUCUUCCUCACAGAGCGGAAAAAUAUGAUUGUUUACGUGGAGAGGAAAGUUCUGGAGGACCCCGCUAUUGCCAAUGAUGAGAGCUUUGUGUCCGUGAAAAAGAACUUUUGCACUUUUAGAGAAGAUUUUGAUGACAUCUCCAAUCGUGUAGAUUUCAUAAUUUGUUUGGGAGGAGAUGGAACUUUGCUGUAUGCUUCCUCACUCUUCCAGGAGAGCGUUCCUCCAGUUAUGGCCUUCCAUUUAGGUUCUCUGGGCUUUCUGACGCCUUUCAAUUUUGACACAUACCAAUCUCAGGUCACACAGGUUAUUGAAGGUAACGCAGCCAUCAUCCUGCGGAGUCGGCUGAAAGUAAAGGUAGUGAAGGAGAGUCGUGAGAAAAGUAAGACAAAGGAUAAGAACCUGAUCAUCACUAACGGGGAUGCUGAGCCUAGUCGAAAAACUAUGCAAUAUCAAGUGCUGAAUGAGGUGGUUGUGGACAGAGGCCCAUCGUCCUACCUCUCUAAUGUUGACCUCUUUCUGGAUGGUCAUCUGAUCACCACAGUACAAGGCGAUGGUGUGAUAGUGUCCACUCCGACUGGCAGUACUGCAUAUGCAGUGGCAGCAGGGGCCUCCAUGAUCCACCCCAAUGUCCCAGCCAUCUUGAUCACCCCCAUCUGCCCCCAUUCACUCUCCUUUAGACCCAUCGUAGUUCCUGCUGGUGUCGAGUUGAAGAUUAUGCUUUCACGUGAAGCCAGAAACAAUGCCUGGGUUUCUUUUGAUGGUAGGAAACGGCAGGAGAUUGGACACGGGGACAGCAUCACCAUCACCACUUCCUGCUUCCCUGUUCCCUCCAUCUGUUUCCGAGACCCUGUAAAUGACUGGUUCGAGAGCCUGGCGCAGUGCUUGCAUUGGAACGUCCGCAAGAAGCAGAGCCACCUGAGCUCUGAGGAAGAGGAGGAGUUCUGAGGCUUCGCCCAGCGGAUACCAGCCUGAAGCACUUUGUCUUGUAUUCUCUGCUUUCUCUGGCCUGUCUGGAACCUCUCCUCCUCUCGACCCUUUGACCACAGACUGUAGUGAAGCUGUUGCUAUGCUUCUUGGGGUGUUUUUUUUUUGUUUUGGUUUGUCUAUAAAAAUCUUUUAAAAUAUUUUGUAGUUUGCCUAUGACGUAUUACUGUCAUAUGAAGCAGAAAUAUUGUACUCAGUAUGAGUUAGUUUUACAGUAAGACAGCAUGACGAGAUCGAACGAAACAUCAGGUAUUGUCCACGAACACAUGAGGAGCAUUUAAACACCACAGCAAUAAGUGAAUAUCGAUAGAAUUGUGCCUUAAAUCACCUAGAAUGUUACAAAGAAAUUAUUUAAGGGGUUGGGAAGCAAUGUCUUAUACUGUACUUAAUACGUGCGUCAUCGUUACAGAUAUUCUGUAAAUAUGAAAUCAGAGUGACUCAUCUGCAGAGGACACUGCGAAACAAGCCAUCUGAAAAGCUUGAAUAUUUGUAGAACUGUUUUUGUUGUUGCGUUUAUGAAGUGUUGGAAAACUACUGUGUUGUUUGGCUUCCAUCUUACAGCUAGUCAACCAACUUGAAGUAUUUCAUUUGAUUAACAUAUCUCAGCCAGUCCAUUCCAGAUCUACUAGGAUCAUUCCUAACUUUGCUUUUUUUUUUUCAAACAACAUUAUGAGCAAUAUUUUAAUGAGUUAUUUAUAAACUUCCCAUUCCAUUGUGUUUUGUAUAGUAGCAGUAUGUAAUCUGUCUUUUUUUUUUGUCUAAUUGUAUAUAAUGGGUGUUAGGGAAUUGCUUGUGGAGGAGGUUGUGUCCUCUUUGAAGUGUCCUUCACCUGACAAACCACUGAACUUGCCCAGAAGCUACCAGGUUUCCAGACAUUUAAACAGGCCACUCCUCAAAAUGAAGAAAGAUAAUCAACGGGACUCAUUCCAUGUUACUACUUUGUGCUUUGUGAGAUCACAUGCACUUGAACCGGUUUACUAACAGUGUGCAUACAGCUGUACAUUCUGAAGUCAAGUCAGCCGUGUGACCUCAUCAUGGAACAAAAAAAAGAGGAAAGUGUUUACAUUCAUUCUCCGCCCCACCCUCGUCCUGCUCACCGACAUGGCCAAAUAGCAGAGCUACACAGUCUUUUACUUUUUUAAUUCCAUUCAUUGUUCAAACAAUGUAAGAAGCAAGUUGUCAAUAAUGUCAUAUCACUGAUUCUGCCCCUUAAAUAUCUUAAGUAUGGCUAUUCUCGUGUUUUUAUGAUACUAAAGAGCCAUCCUUUUUAA
Colossoma macropomum (tambaqui) is the source of this 2858-nucleotide messenger RNA. RefSeq names its product NAD kinase-like. The record is from RefSeq and is a predicted model, not a curated record. The transcript has 12 exons. Gene Ontology annotation, molecular function: NAD+ kinase activity. NCBI's taxonomy places the organism in Eukaryota, Metazoa, Chordata, Actinopteri, Characiformes, Serrasalmidae. Bases 229 to 1548 code for a protein of 439 amino acids. Gene Ontology annotation, biological process: NAD+ metabolic process; NADP+ biosynthetic process.